GACUGUCGUUGCGUCCGCGUCCUGUCCUCGUCCCACCUACCUCGACUCCGAUUUCCACACUUCCUCGACCCUACCAUCGAUAGCUUCAUUGUCCUGCAUCCGAGUCACCAAGCUUACAACGACAUGAUUCAAGAUUCACACCCGAUUCCAAGACAUCCAUUUCCGUUCACAUGAGCUCCACGGCCUCCUCAGCCACCAGAACCGUCCUCGGCGGCGGCGGCGGUCCGGCCUUAUCCAACGGCUCCGGAUUACAUACCUUCGCUAUGGGCGGAGAUGGGGGCUCUGCCGGCCGCGGCGGCAAGCCCCCGCUACCACAUAUAGAUGACCUCACAUCCACCGCUCCUCACAUCGAUAUGAACCUACCCUUGCGCAAAAUCCUUGAGAUGGCCGACAACGCCAUGCGACAAGCCGAGACCUUUCGCGACUUUGGUCGACCCGAUAUGGCCUUCAAGGAGUACAUCAAGGCCUCCCUAAUUGCUGUCAAAUACGUCCCUAUGCACACCGAGUCCGUGUCGGUUAAGGGUGGCCGCGGGGACUUGAACCGCAUUUAUACUGCUCUCAUGAAGAAGAUAGAUUCACAGCAUGGAAACUUUGAGAAGAUCAAGGCGGACAUCAUUGCGGAUAAUCACAAGACGGGCGUCAGGCCCACAACAUCAAGACCGACCUCCAUCAGCAACGGGGAUGCCAUCCGCCCGCGGACACCGCAAAGCCCCCCGGUCCUUAGCCCCACACGAGCCGAAGCCGGGACGCAGGUCAACGGGUCGCCGGCAACGAAAACGAAGCCGGCCGUCCAACCGAAACCCCAGUCGCUGCAUGGAAACGUGAUACGUUCCGGGGCAGGCGGCCCUGGCCUUCCUAAGAGCAAGGCCGCCGAGGACCUAGCUGCCCGCUUUGCCAAUCUGCGAGGACCGGUAGCAUUGCCCGGCCAGGAUCCUCGCAUACGGACGCACCCCAUUAUGCCCCCAAGACCGGCAGGACCGAGAGCGAUGCCAGAUCCGCCUGACAAGCCAAAGGUGGCUGUCGUGACAAGCCUUCCGGAUUUGCCCAAGAUGCCAGAUGCGAUCUAUAGCCCGGCCAGGGGGACCGUAUCCAACGAAGCGGCUUCACUACCUUCGAGUACACCAAGAGGCCUGUUUAGUCGGACAGGCUCUUCAGCAUCGAUUAAUACCGUCGUUACGACUGGCAGAUCAUCCUCUGACUACUUCACUGCCUCCAACCCUGCCGCCACUCCCAGAACGUCUAGCAUUUCGAUACCCGAGGGCGACUCCGUUACUGCUGAAGAUUUAAUGAAUUACAUCAAAAGGGGCUCCGCAACCCUACAAGUCUUGAUCAUUGACGUCCGAGGCCGGGAGGACUUUGACGAAGGCCACAUACUUUCGCAAGCGGUCAUCUGCAUUGAACCUAGCAUUCUCCUGCGAGAGAAUAUCACAUCGGAGCAAAUAGCUGAGAGUAUGGUUCUCUCGCCGCCCCAGGAAUACCACCAUUUUGAAAGGCGGGAUGCUUUUGAUCUCGUGGUAUUUCACGACCAGGAUUCGGACUCAAUACCACGGUACAUUUCUCCCGAUAUGGACGCCGCCGCUUUGUUAUCCCUUCAACGCGCCUUAACGUACUUCAACUACGGCAAAGACCUGAAGAACCCCCCUAAGCUGCUGCAAGGAGGUUUGGAUGCUUGGACCGACCUUAUGGGCAGAAGCGCCCUCGCCACGUCACAAACUGCCGGUGCUGUGAGAGCACCCAUGGCUCGUUCUCCGUUGAAACCUACCAUUUCCAUCUCUAAGCCUAGCAGGAAGUACAAGGUGACGCCGUUGAAGCCCGAGGAGGUCAAACUUUGGGAGGAAACUUUGCACAAUGCUGAGAUCGAGACAGCACGAUCUCCCGGCUUCAUGCAUGUCCGCAGUACAGAGGAAUUCUUGAGAAGAUUUCCUGCGGUAGCCACAGAGCAGGAAUCCAUGCAGUCGCCAAUCAGCCCAGAUCGGCCGAAUCAUGGCUAUCCCCAAGGUCAUGGCGAUAUCUAUUCCGAGCUGCCAUCGCCGCCUACUCGACCUGCACCGGCUGUACCUCGUCCGAGUUAUAGUGGCUUAUCACAGAACCAGGAUGACCACGAGGCCCAUGCCGGGAUUGCCAUGGCGGUUCAAGCCCGGAAUCUCAAGCAGGGCCCCCUCGCUCGUCCAGAUUCUCCCUCGAUCGCAAAUGCCGUCAAGGAUGGCCAACAUAUCACAGGUCUCAAUAACCCUGGUGUAUGGUGCUAUGCCAACAGCACAAUUCAAGUCCUUCGGAUGUCGCCUGGGUUUGGCAAGGACCUCGCCUCGUUCGAGUGGCAAAACAUGUACAAGGUGCCAAGGAAAGCCGACGAGAAGAAUGAUCACCCCCAGCUGAUGUCUCGGAUCUUGUCCAACUUGUUCCACUGGCUAGACUCUGGCAAGUUUGACGUCAUGAAGGCUCAAACGCUUAUGGACUAUUCUCGGUCAGUCUGUGAGAAGAGCCGUAUCAAAGACAAGGGUGAUGAAUUCGGUGGCAGUCGACAACAGGAUGCUCAAGAGUUCAUGUCAUGGCUCCUGACGUACCUCCACGACGAGACAAACCAACGUCGAGACCGUGCUGACCCAGACAAGAUUCCUCCACCACAAAUGGGGGGCGGCAAGUCAAUGUUGCAAGGCAGUUACGAGUGGUGGGGCCAAUACCAAAGGAAGAACUCAUCCAUCGUUGACAAAUACUGGCGUGGCUUGGAACUUUCAACCGUGGUCUGCACGCAGUGCAACAACCGCACAUACACCUGGUCUCACUACGACUUCCUUUCGGUGCCUGUCAACUCGAGGCUACAUACCCUCGAAGACUGCUUGAGAUCGCUGCUCGAACCCGAAAUUCUAGGCGACUAUCAAUGCGACAAUUGCAACAAGAAGGUAGAGGGCAGAAAGCAGUCUAGGCUGGCACGGAUGCCCGAGCUGUUUUGUCUUUCUUUGAAACGCUUCAGCUACCAAGAUUACAGCAGAGCAUCAAAGGACAGCAGCAAAAUUACCUGGGACUUUAACAAAUUCAACCUCGACGAGUUCUUUAUACCUCCCGAAGAACGCCAGACCGUGGGUCCUCCGCCGGACGAGAAGUUUGAGCUCCCAUUCGACUACGAGUGCUAUGCUGUCAUUGUCCACUCAGGAUCAUCGAUCAGUACUGGGCACUACUACGCCUAUGUCAGGGACCCCCAUAACGCCGAUCCUACGGUUUGGUACAAACUCAACGAUUCCAAGGUCACAAGAAUUGUAAUCGAUGGGACGGGCCGAGGGUCUGACCUCAGCGAUACGGUGUUUAGGAACGGCAGCAGUGACGUGCCGUAUCUAAUCUUCUUCCGGAGGAAAGGCGGCCGGUCAACGGGGAGAUGAGUAGGUGGUGGUAAUAGAGAAUUGGAAUAAAGGGGAAGAGGAUGUAACACGGCGAGGUACUGGAAGAUUCUGGACCAUCUCGAAAGCGACU
Colletotrichum godetiae is the source of this 3465-nucleotide messenger RNA. Its product is annotated as ubiquitin carboxyl-terminal hydrolase. Gene Ontology annotation, biological process: protein deubiquitination. Lineage: Eukaryota; Fungi; Ascomycota; Sordariomycetes; Glomerellales; Glomerellaceae. The coding region runs from base 171 to 3374 and encodes 1067 amino acids. Gene Ontology annotation, molecular function: cysteine-type deubiquitinase activity. The record is from RefSeq and is a predicted model, not a curated record. Gene Ontology annotation, cellular component: cytoplasm. The transcript is spliced from 2 exons.